Molecule: messenger RNA, 300 nt
Organism: Cooperia oncophora
Lineage: Eukaryota; Metazoa; Nematoda; Chromadorea; Rhabditida; Trichostrongylidae
Source: the annotation of a GenBank genome assembly
GAAAACUCUUCGCUCAUCGCUCAUCAAGCAUGUGAACCGCCAGAAAUCGCCUGGACGAAAAACGGUCUCGUUCUCAUCGAGAGACAGCGACAAGAAAAUCUCGAACGCCUUGACGCCGACCUUUCACAUAUUCGAUGGACUCCCACCAACAAAAAACCUCAUAAAGCUCGGAUAGCCAUCGAAAACAUUCGUGAGAUCCGGAUCGGGAAGAACACUGAGCAAUUGCGGCAUAGUGAAGCAAACUUAGGCGAACUUCAGGAAGAAUGCCUUAUUCUCCGUGAUCUACGGCGACGACUAUGA